CUCUCCUCCCUCACCACCACUAUUACCUCUGCAUUUCCAAUUACAUACACACACAUACAUAUAUUAUAUAUUUAUAUAUAUUUAUAUUUACUUCUCAGCAACUUACAGCUGCGAUAGCUAUGGCUCCAAGUUUCAGCAAGGGGGCCUCAAACGGCGCCGUUUUGAGCGAUGACGCCGUCGCCACUCCUACAAUAUCUCUCGACGGCUCCAACUUCACCGCCAACGGCCAAAUCUUCCUCACCGACGUCCCCGCCAACGUCACCGCCGCCGCCGUCUCCUCCGGCUGCUUCGUCGGCUUCGACGCCAAGGAGCCGGCCAGCCACCACGUCGUCUCCAUCGGGAAACUCACCGGCAUCCGGUUCAUGUCCAUUUUCCGGUUCAAGGUCUGGUGGACCACCCACUGGACCGGCUCCACCGGCUCCGACCUCGAGCGCGAGACCCAAAUCCUCGUCCUCGAAAACUCCGGCGACGGCGCCCGCCCCUACGUCGUCUUCCUCCCCAUCAUCGAGGGCCCAUUCCGGGCCUCCCUCCAGCCCGGCCCGGCCGACUUCAUCGACGUCUGCGUCGAGAGCAGCUCCACCAAGGUCACGGCGGCGUCCUUCCGGUCGGCGCUGUACCUCCACGCCGGCGACGACCCGUUCACCCUCGUCAAAGACGCCAUCAAAGUCGCCCGCCACCACCUCGGCACGUUCCGCCUCCUCGACGAGAAGUCGCCGCCGGGGAUUGUCGACAAGUUCGGGUGGUGCACCUGGGACGCCUUCUACCUGACCGUACAACCCCACGGCGUCUGGGCCGGCGUCAAAGGCCUCGUCGACGGCGGCUGCCCCCCCGGCCUCGUCCUCAUCGACGACGGCUGGCAGUCCAUCUGCCACGACGACGACCCCAUCACCUCCGAGGGCAUGAACCGGACCUCCGCCGGCGAGCAGAUGCCCUGCCGCCUCAUCAAAUUCGAGGAGAACUACAAGUUCCGGGAGUACGUCAGCCCAAACAAGUCCGGCCCGGGCCCGAAUACCGGCAUGGGCGCCUUCAUCCGCGACAUGAAGGAGACCUUCAACACCGUCGACUACGUCUACGUUUGGCACGCUUUAUGCGGCUACUGGGGCGGGCUCCGACCCGGCGUCCCGGGCAUACCCGAAUCCGAAGUAAUCCAGCCCGUUUUAACCCCCGGGCUCAAAACCACCAUGGAAGACCUUGCGGUCGAUAAGAUCGUCAACAAUGGAGUCGGCCUCGUCCCGCCUGAAUUCGUCGACCAAAUGUACGAGGGUCUUCACUCCCAUCUGGAAUCUGUCGGAAUCGAUGGCGUCAAAGUGGAUGUCAUCCACCUUCUGGAAAUGCUGUGCGAGGACUAUGGCGGCAGAGUGGAGCUAGCAAAGGCUUACUACAAAGCACUGUCGAACUCGACGAAGAAGCACUUCAAUGGCAAUGGCGUAAUCGCGAGCAUGGAGCACUGCAACGACUUCAUGUUCCUGGGCACAGAGGCCAUCUCCCUCGGCCGCGUCGGAGACGAUUUCUGGUGCACUGAUCCCUCCGGCGACCCCAACGGCACCUUCUGGUUGCAGGGCUGCCACAUGGUUCACUGCGCCUACAACAGCUUGUGGAUGGGCAACUUCAUCCAUCCCGACUGGGACAUGUUCCAGUCCACCCACCCCUGCGCCGAGUUCCACGCGGCCUCACGCGCCAUCUCCGGCGGCCCUAUCUACGUCAGCGACUCCGUCGGAAAACACAACUUCGACCUCCUCAAAAGCCUCGUCCUUCCCGACGGCUCCAUCCUCCGCUGCGACUACUACGCUCUCCCCAGCCGCGACUGCCUCUUCGAGAAUCCUCUCCACAACGGCAAAACCAUGCUCAAAAUCUGGAAUCUCAACAAGUUCACCGGAGUCGUCGGAGCUUUCAAUUGUCAAGGCGGCGGGUGGAGCCCCGAGGACCGCCGCAAUAAAUGCUUCGCCGAGUACUCUCGCGUCGUCUCCUCCACCGCCGGCCCCGGCGACAUCGAGUGGAAGCAGGGGAAAACUCCGAUUCCGGUGGAAGGCGUCCAGACCUUCGCCCUGUACUUAUUCAAGGAGAAGAAACUCAUCCUCUCCAAACCCUUCGGCACUGUGGAUCUCACCCUCGAACCCUUCGAUUUCGAGCUCAUAACCGUCUCCCCCGUCAAAUCUCUCCCCAAAUCCUCCGUUCAGUUCGCUCCGAUCGGCCUGGUAAACAUGCUCAACACCGGCGGGGCGAUUCAAUCAAUGGUGUUCAACGAUCGCGCCAAUUCCGUACAAAUCGGAGUGAAGGGCUCCGGCGAGAUGCGGGCGUUCGCCUCCGAGAAACCCGCCGGCUGCAGAGUGAACGGCGAGCGCGUGAGAUUCGUGUACGAGAAUUAUAUGGUGAUUACGAACGUCCCCUGGCCCAGCUCCUCCGGCGUGUCCGUCGUCGAAUAUUCAUUCUGAUCACGCCGGCGCCGUUUGCGCAUUUUACUACAAAACGGCGCCGUCUCUUUCCGUCUAAUUUAUUAUUGAACGGCGCCGGUUGUUUGGAAUUUCUCCUUUUAUUUUUAUUUUUAUUUUUAUUUUUUAUUUUUGGCUUUCCUAAAUAUGCAAUCAACUACGACUUCCCUAUCUAUAUAUUGUCAUCACUCAGGGGAAGCAAUAUUUCGUGUAUUUCCAACUUCCAAGUAUUAUUGAGAUAUGAAUAAAUUUCAUGCUUUUCCUUUA
Messenger RNA from Andrographis paniculata, 2696 nucleotides. Its product is annotated as probable galactinol--sucrose galactosyltransferase 5. The transcript has 3 exons. Gene Ontology annotation, molecular function: galactinol-sucrose galactosyltransferase activity. NCBI's taxonomy places the organism in Eukaryota, Viridiplantae, Streptophyta, Magnoliopsida, Lamiales, Acanthaceae. The record is from RefSeq and is a predicted model, not a curated record. The coding region runs from base 120 to 2432 and encodes 770 amino acids.